AUGGCUGAUUGGCCUCAGUUACCGCGGUCGCCGACUCGUCGUGACGGGCACUUUCAGUCCGACACAACCGACUUCCACCUUUUUGAGACCCGACAAGCGCAGCGAAGUGACACACACGAGAUAGGACGAGGACGCCGAAAACAAGUUCGAAGUGAUGGAGGCCUGGCGUCAUCCCUUUCAUCGCCUUUCAGUGGCAAUGCAAUGGACUUUAACGCAAACUUAUCCUUUCAGGAACAACAGCAGCCUCCGCCUCUGCCGUCGUCGUUGUCUCAUCUUUGGCCCACACUGGAAAGGGAAGACGCGCUCUAUCAUUCCCAGCAGGGACAGCAACUUUACCAGCAGCAGACGCUGAUGUAUCCAACUCAAGGCACAAGUCAAUCGUCCUUGGCAUCUUGGGGAAGUCUGGAACUUGACGGACAGCAACUUGGACGCGACCUUGUGCCGUCUGUGCAAUUCAAAGAUGAACGGCAAUGGGGCACUGGAGCUGCAACGACAGUAAUAGGCGAUGGUAAUCGAGGAGGCGUAAACCUCUCGGAUGCAAUGCUUAACUUAAACUUAGGUGAAGGAAUGCAGAUGCAGAACGAUCCGGGACGCGGAGCUUUGAAAAGGCCCGGAGCUGCAAGUCACUCGACGGCUUCGCUCCGUGAUCAAAUGAAUGCUCAAAUGGCUGCUCUGUAUCAAGACCCAAAGCCUCCCGAUCAUGAUCGGGUGCUAUCGCAGUCGCUACAUUUUAAUCAACACCAGCCAUUGGCACAGUCAGGUCAUGACUUGUUGAGAAUGCUCAACAGUGGCAGAAGCGAUCCUGGAUUUGGACGACGAGAAUUGUAUCCAGCACCGGAUAUGGCAACAAUGGCUGCUGGCAGGAUGCAGUCGCCAGCAUUAAGUGGGGUGUCAAGUUAUCCAACGUCUAGUCCGAAGAACAGAGCCGAUCGUGGAUGCCCCGCACCUGCGAUUUCAUCGCCUUCCAGAGUCUCUCAUUCUAGAAGCUCGACCCCAUCGCGUACGCGCCGUUCACAAGCAAUGUCGCCCCAGCUUUAUCGGGAGAAAUCGGCCCCUUUGCAACUGGCGGCAGGCCAGGGUAAUUCGAUUCAUGUAUCUCCAGAGGAAACUAAGCCCAACGACGAUAUCAAGGUACAAGUUGCGCUUUUGGCAGAAGAGUGUAUUGCCCGGAGAGUGCUUCUUGUAGGGCUUUUCCGUCUCGGACAACCUACGAACGACAAGCCAAUUUUUGUGAAGCAGGUUUUGUUUGAGAACAAACUGCACCGAAAUUAUCGUUAUUUGAAUACGCGUAUCACGUUCCGCGCCCCACGCUCUCCAGGCGAGUUUGAAUUCCGUGUCUUCGAAGACAAAAGCGGCCAAGGUCAUCCGCCUAAUGGCCGUCGCCAAGGGCACACGAAUGGUGAUCAUCACGGUGGUAAUAAUCACCACGACAAGGUGUCGUACUCGAACGUGAUUAUUGCGCGCAGCAAUCGGUUGAAGGUUUGCUUAGAGUACAGUCACUUCAUCGAUACACUACGUGCGACGCACGACAAGUUUCAGCAAGGUGUCGUCGACGGUGACGCUGGCCUUGUCUUGAGUGCCCUUCUUGCGCUUAUGCGACUUGUGGACCAAGUGGAAACUAUUUUUCUUCACGGCCAUACUCUGCUGGGUGAUUUGCUGGAGGCUUUUCUACGCUUACUUGAGCGUAGUGCUGACGAGAUCGAAAUGUCUUUCAAAGCCACUGAGACGAUUCCGUUUCCUGUGGAGACUUUUCACGGCACGCUGCGCAACGUUUUUAAUUCAAUUGAGGCUAAUAAGUACGUAAGAGAGCUCGUGGCAAAUAACCAGCUUGCUGACAUCGCUCGCAUUCAGCGUGACCGCUUUUGCCAAGUUAGUGGGCUAUACUUCGAAAACAACGAGGAUCGUUGCGCUUUUUGGCUGGAGCACUUUGGGUUUGCACCGAUAAGCAUCGCAUUUUCAGGGCUAGAUUGUGGCGGCGAAGAUGAGAUGUUGCACACCGCUCCAUUUGUGACACGUGCUUUGACUCAGUGGGUAGAAAGGGAGGCAGCCGUGCUGAUGCCGGAUAGCGCUGCUUUUCGCGCGUCGCGCCAACCAAUAUAUGACCAACUGGAUGCUGAGGUUAUAUCUAAGCUAUCGUUUGCAUGUGAACUGGAUGUGUUCGGAUCGUCGGCUAACGAGUUUGGCAAUGAGCAAAGUGAUAUGGACAUGUGCCUCGUGUUGCCCGAGUUGGGCAGCCCAACUGUAGAGGAGAAGCAACAGAUGCUGCUUGAAGUGGUUGCUCGACUUGAGUCGCGUCCGGACUUGUUCGCGUCGGUGGAUACGACGCGCCUGACAGCGCGCAUCCCGAUCAUAAUGUUUGUUUCACGCACUGUGGGCAUUGAGUGUGACUUGUGCGUCGAAAACCGACUGGCACAGCGCAACACUGCCCUUCUCCGUGCAUACGCGAAUGCUGAUCCACGCAUGCGUAUGCUGGCUUAUGUCAUAAAGCGCUUUGUAAAACAACGGCGUAUGAACUGUGCCGCCGAGGGCACGCUUUCAUCGUACGGCUACCUGCUUUUGCUCAUCCACUUUCUCCAGCGCCAGGAUCCACCUGUACUGCCGGUGCUACAGGCUCUGCCUCCAAACUGGCCCGAUCAUCCUUGUGAACAGUUGCCAAGCGUGCUGUGCCGUGGUCCUAGUGAGGAGUUGGACCCCGGAGCAGGCAACGACACUGACGGCCACAAUGGUAUCGAGACGUAUUUCUACGACCCGUUUGCGUUCCGUGAGCCGAACGAAAAAAUAGCCUUACUACGUGAAUACUGCGCACGCAACACACAAACUGUAGGUGAGCUGCUGCUUGGUUUCCUGCGCUACUACGGUUUGCAGUUUGAUGCCACCCGCAAUGUCGUGAGCGUUCGUCGUCCAGAUGCUGGCCUUGUUAGCAAAGAAGAAAAGCGGCAAACUUCGCAGUGGCGGUUCACGACGCGGCUGAGUAUCGAAGAUCCAUUCGAAGUGAGCUACGACGUGGCGCACGUUCUGAAGGGAUCGCGUGACAAAUACAUUCGCCAGCAGCUUGUGCGGGCGUAUGUGCUGCUUAUGGACGGCGCUGUACACCAGACAAGCAAGUCUGGACCGGGCGGAAGCCUACCUGCGCGAGGCGCUGGAACUGAUGACGAAGCUGUUGAGCAUAUAAUGUCGAUCGUGAAUGAACGCGCGACGGACGUGCCAUUCCUGCAAGCGCCAGCGCGCCCACUUUCAUCUGUAUCGAUAGCCACCUAA
Peronospora matthiolae is the source of this 3258-nucleotide messenger RNA. The record is from the annotation of a GenBank genome assembly. NCBI's taxonomy places the organism in Eukaryota, Oomycota, Peronosporomycetes, Peronosporales, Peronosporaceae.